Brachypodium distachyon (stiff brome) is the source of this 1001-nucleotide messenger RNA. RefSeq names its product CCG-binding protein 1. Gene Ontology annotation, biological process: pollen tube guidance. Gene Ontology annotation, cellular component: cytosol; nucleus. The transcript has 3 exons. NCBI's taxonomy places the organism in Eukaryota, Viridiplantae, Streptophyta, Magnoliopsida, Poales, Poaceae. The record is from RefSeq and is a predicted model, not a curated record. Bases 87 to 713 code for a protein of 208 amino acids. Gene Ontology annotation, molecular function: mediator complex binding.
UGCUUUAUUAACGAGAGAAAUCGUCGCUUCUAGCCUAUCCACAUCUCCCAAACUAACCGACGACACAAGGCCGAAACAGCAAACAAAUGCUACCCUACACCGCACUCCGGCCGCUGUCACCGGCGACGACGCCGGCCGCGUACCCCGCCGCCGCCGCCUCGCCCUCGGCUUGGCGGCGCGCGGUGGUGGUGCGCGCGCUGCGGGACUACGACUCGAUCCCGAAGCGGGAGCCCUUCAGCUCGAGCCGCAGCAUCCUCGACGAGUUCUUCAGGCUGGAGAAGCCUCUCGUCCAGCGCACCAAAGACCAGAUCACAGAUUACUGCACGACCCUUGAAGGCGAUGAAUGUUGCAGCUGCUGGGACGCCUACUUUGAACUCAAUAAACUUGAGCAAGAGCUACCCAAAGAGGAAAUCGCAAGCAUGGUGAAGGAAUCGCAGGCAGAUCCGAGGUACCUUAUCAGCAGCAUCCACCACCGUUCGGAGUCGCGGAAGAAGAUGGCCGAGAAAGCUCGCAGCUCGGUGCCAUCGAGCUCGCUGGGUCAAACGGCGAAGCCGAGGCCUUUCCCGAUCCCCGAUGGAUUGCCGAAGACGCAAGAGGAGAUUGACGAGGAGGAGGAGGCUCUCAUGCCGGAGUCUCCCUACACGAGGCUGUUGAGAAGAAUGGGGAGAUAUCCCGACUGGUACACCCCUCGCCCGGACCAUGAAACUGACUGAAUCAUGACAUUAAGCGCCCAAAUGAGGUAGAAGCUCUGUCUGUCGGCCAUGAAUGGCUGAAGGAAUGAACUAUGUAACGGUUCCCUUCAGGGUUGAGAUAACUGUUCUCCGCGUGUUGUGCACGUAUCUGCUAAGGUGUCUGUAUAUACCUUUGUCUGGGAUGAACCUCGUUUGGGAAUAGCUUACCCCGUCUGACACGUCGUAGUAUCUCUGCAUAUACUUGUUUGUCCCGUCACCUGUUUCGCUGUUAAAGAGAGUAAUAAAUGCUUCUUGGCUUCGAUCCGAUAA